CGUAAUAUCUCUGCCUAUCCUCCGUCCAUCUCUCUCCAUCACACUCUCUCUAUAUUUUUGUCGCACUCUUUCAAUUAAUCUUUUCGAGAGCAAGUAAGCCGAGCAAGUGAGCGAGGCGUGUUUGAGUCGCAGUUGUCGUUCAUUAGAAAACAAUAAUAAGAAUAAUAAUAAGCAUCGGCAAACAAUUGAAAGUGAACAGCGUAAAAUGCUGGAUGUGAUCGCGCUAAUUCUGAUUACACUGGCCAUCGGGUUCUGGUACGUGCGCACCCGUCUCAGCUAUUGGGUGCGGCGCCAGAUCAGCCAUGAGCAACCCACAUUUCCCAUGGGCAAUUUUCGCGGUUUUCGCAACACGGUUCACUUCAAGGACAUUCUGACGCCGCUCUACGAACGCUUCAAGUCGACGGGAUCACCGUUUGCAGGCAUAUAUUUUAUGCUGAGACCUGUGGUGCUAGUGUUGGAUCUGGAGCUGGCCAAAGAGGUGCUGAUCAGGGAUUUUGCCAACUUUGAGGAUCGCGGCAUGUAUCACAAUGAACGAGAUGAUCCGCUCACCGGCCAUCUAUUUCGCAUCGAUGGACCCAAAUGGAGACCGCUGCGUCAGAAAAUGACGCCCACCUUCAGCUCCGGCAAGAUGAAGUUUAUGUUUCCCAUUGUUUGUGCUGUGGGCAAGGAACUUGCUCAGAUCUGUGCGGAGCAGUCGCAGAAUUCGAUUUGUGGCAUUUUGGAAGUGAGUGAUUUGAUGUCCAGAUACACCUCAGACGUGAUUGGCAGCUGUGCCUUCGGUCUGGACUGCAAUGGACUACGCAAUCCGGAGGCUGAGUUUCGCACAAUGGGCAGACGAGCGUUGACCGAGCGACAUCACAACAAACUCAUCGAUGGCUUCAUUGAGAGCUUUCCGCAUUGGGCACGACGACUGCGCCUCCGUCAGGUCCAUCCAGACAUUACGAAAUUCUACCAACGCAUUGUCCGGGACACGGUUAAGGAGCGCGAGUCGCAAAGAAUUGUGCGCAACGAUUUCAUGAAUCUGCUGAUCGAGAUGAAGCAACGAGGCGAGCUCACCCUGCCGGAGAUGGCCGCCCAGUCGUUCAUAUUCUUUGUCGCCGGUUUCGAUACCUCAGCAUCGACCCUAACCUUUGCCCUCUACGAACUGGCCAAGCAGCCGCAAAUCCAGCACAAGCUCAGGCAAGAAAUCCAGGAGUCCCUUGAAAAGCACGAAGGUCAAUUCACAUACGAAUGCAUGCAGGAGCUGCGCUACAUGGAGCUAGUCAUUGCAGAGACACUUCGAAAAUAUCCCAUUCUACCGCAUCUUUCGCGCAUCUGUCGUAAUUAUUAUGCGGCCAAGGGCAAUCGCCACUUUUACAUAGAACCCGGCCAGAUGCUGCUGAUACCCGUUUAUGGCUUUCAUCAUGAUCCCGAAUUAUAUCCAGAGCCACACAAAUUUAUACCGGAGCGUUUCAUGGCCGAUCAGAUGGCAGAACGGCCCACAGCAUCAUGGCUGCCCUUUGGCGAUGGGCCGCGCAACUGCAUCGGGAUGCGAUUCGGCAAGAUGCAGACCAGUAUUGCAUUGUUUCAUCUACUGCAACGCUUUCAGUUCAGCGUCUGUCCGCGAACCGUAUCCAAAAUUGACUUUGUUAAGUCCAACAUUCUGCUGAGUCCGUCCAGUAGUAUAUAUCUCAAGGUUGAAGAACUACAAAAUAUAUAAUAUUAUCAAAAUACGGGAUAUUGAGUUCUUCAAUCAUUAUAAGGGUAAUCAACUCACAUUUAAUACUUAUCACAGUUAUAUAUUAAACACUUACUAAAUAUCAAAUAAACUUGCUUUAAUAUAAUUUUAUUAUUUUAAGUUCGGUGUGUUAUUGUAAAUGAAUU
This is a messenger RNA of Drosophila grimshawi, 1863 nucleotides long. Its product is annotated as cytochrome P450 6a22. Lineage: Eukaryota; Metazoa; Arthropoda; Insecta; Diptera; Drosophilidae. The transcript has 2 exons. Bases 206 to 1699 code for a protein of 497 amino acids. The record is from RefSeq and is a predicted model, not a curated record. Gene Ontology annotation, molecular function: oxidoreductase activity, acting on paired donors, with incorporation or reduction of molecular oxygen; monooxygenase activity; heme binding.